Penaeus monodon (black tiger shrimp) is the source of this 4559-nucleotide messenger RNA. Its product is annotated as dentin sialophosphoprotein-like. Gene Ontology annotation, biological process: ubiquitin-dependent protein catabolic process. The record is from RefSeq and is a predicted model, not a curated record. NCBI's taxonomy places the organism in Eukaryota, Metazoa, Arthropoda, Malacostraca, Decapoda, Penaeidae. Gene Ontology annotation, molecular function: structural molecule activity. Gene Ontology annotation, cellular component: proteasome regulatory particle, lid subcomplex.
GUGACUUGCAGCACCAUGACGUCCAGGAGAAAAAACAAGAAAAACUCGAAUGAAGCUGCAGAAGUCAAAGACACAAAGAAGCGUGGUGGAGGCGAGGAAGCUGAUGGCGUGGUUGCCCUGGAGACUGGCCGUGGCAGCAGGAGGCGAGGCCGAACAGCCACUCCACCCUCUCCCUCAAAAACACCAGAUUCCCCACCCAGAAAGACACGUCGUGGAGUGUCAUCUCCUAGCACCCCAAAGAGAGCCAGUCCAAGGGGGCGCGGUGUUGGCAGAGGCUCACCAGCAACCAAAGAAUCUCCUGUAAAAGCUUCACCGCGUGGUCGGGGACAAAGGAUACGCAGAGGGAGUACAGACUCUAGUGCCAGCAGUGUGGGAGCUGCAAGUAUUGCAUCCUCUUCCACUCCCACUCGCAGACGAGGAAGGCGAGGCAGCAAUAGUUCAGAGGCCAGUGGUGCUUCCGAAACUCCACAGAAGACUCCAAAUUCACCACCAAACCGCCGCAGAAAGAGAGGCAAAUCAGAUAGUCCUCCAGCAGUACUUGCCAAAAAGACUAAUGGGGCAUCUCCUCAGGCAUCACCGAAAAGGUCAAGCAAGAGAAAACGGGGCACACAGGAGUCAGAUGCCUCACCUUCAGCAAAUGGUCAGGGUAGUCACAGAACACGCAGAGGAGGCACAUCAGAGGACCAGGAUGGGGGCACAGAGGACCCUGAAGAGCACUUGCUGAGCAGCAUGGGAAACGGCUCACCUGCAAGCACCAAUGACUUGUGUGAGGAGGUGAAGGACAGUAAUACACCUUCCAUUGUAAGUGAGGAAGCAGGAGAGGAUAGAACGCAAAGCCCAGUAGAGAAUAAUUCCAGUGAAGAUAGAGAGGCAUUAAAUGAGCAUAUAGAGGAAGAGCAUUCAAACCAAAGCAAUGAGCUUCCAACCCAAAAAGAUAAUGACCUGACCAGCACAGAUCAGGGUCAUGAGAAUGCAGUCAACAGCAUGUCAGCAGUAGAAUCUGAAGAAAAACCAGAUUCCAAACAGAAUCAAGCAAAGAUAUCUGACACCAGCAAAGAUGUAGAGUCAAAGCUGUCUCAGAAUGGCAAAGAAGAAAAGGCAGAGCUUGAAAAGAGUGAAGAUACUUGUGACAGUUCAGAGGUGUUGCAAAGUAAUAAUGAUGCUAAAUCUGAUAUCCACCAAAGUCUUAACAAAGGCAAGAGUGAGUUACUGGAAAAUAAUGAAGAUGAUGUCAAAUUACAGCCUGUUGAUAAGAGCAAUAAAGAAGAAACAAGUUGCUCUGACUGUACAAGCAGUAGUAGCAGUGUCUCAAGAGUGAAGAGAAAAAUGAGUGAUGAAGAAGGGGAUGCUCCCUGCUCAGGAAGCCCUGAGACAUUACCUACCUCCCACAAGAAACACAAAGUAGAAUCAGUUACUCCUAGUGUUACCAAGUUCCCCCAAACUGCACACUCACCAGAAAGUGGGAGUACUGAAGUUCCUAGUGUUACCACACACUCAAAGGAGACUGAGGUAACAAAGCAGCCGGAGGGUGCAAACAAGCAAGACUCCAGUGCUACAGAGAAUCCCAAAUCAGUUUGUACACAAGGCAGAUGUUCAGGUGAUAAAUCUCAGGAAGAUAGAUUAAAAUCCAGCCCAGAAGAUUCCUCCAGAGAAGUAGAGGAAGUGGUCAUGGAUACCCUCACUGUUGCCGACACUUUCCUGGAAGGCCUCAACCUCACUAAUGACCAGCAGAAGGAAAUUCUUUCCUUCAUUGCGCAGGAUAUUAAAGACUCAAGUGUGGUGCAAGUGAUUGAGACGUUGGUGGAGCAGCUGGUGGGAGGCGCCUGCACAGUCGCCACAAUGAACGCACCUCGCUUCAAUAAGUUUUUACAACAGCUCCUUGCACAUUACUGCAGUUUGCCUUGUAAUGUAGAUCGUAAACAUGCCUUAUGUGAGCAAGCUGUGCAGUGGGCACGGGACAGGAAGAGUGUUCACUUAAGACAUGAGUUAGAACUGACUCUCAUGACUUUGUAUUAUUCAACCAAGCAAUAUAAGAAGGCUGAGGCCAUUGCCAAUGCACUUUAUAGUGAAACCAAAAAGUUACAAGACAAAGAUAAGACUGUAAAGGCAUGUCUCUGCCUGAGUCAAGUCUACCAUGCAAUGGGUAACAUCUCCAAGGCCAGAGCCAAUAUCACUACAGCCAAGACGGAAGCCCUCAAGAUAUACACGCCACCAGACAUGCAGGGAGAGCUUGAUCUUCAGUCAGGCAUUAUGCAAGUGGCAGAAGGUAAGGACAUGGAAACAGCAUAUUCAUACUUCAAAGAAGCAGCCACAGGCUUCACGUCUCGUAAGCAGCGGGCGCGUGCUUUGAAGUACAUGUUGCUCUCCAAAGUAAUGGUCAACAGGUCAGAGGAAGGGGAAAAAGCAGUACGAGGACAGAGUCAUAUCCAGGACAUUGAUGAAGGUGUAGAAGCCAUGCUGGCAAUCACUGCUGCUGCCAACAGGUCUUCCUUGGCUGACUUCAAAAAGACAAGAGAGCAGUAUGGAGAGCACCUGGAAGGGGACAUGGUGGUGGCUAGUGUCUUAGAUGACCUCUACACCAAAAUGAUGGAGAAAAACUUAUUAAAUAUUGUUCUGCCAUAUGAACGCCUCCAGAUUGUCCACAUAGCCCAGAAAAUAGGUCUUCCACGAGAAGAUGUUGAAAAACGUCUUUCUCAAAUGAUUCUAGACAAACGCAUCAAUGCCCAGCUAGACCAUCGUGACGACUGCCUCUAUGUUUAUGGUGCUGAGGAGAAAGAUGAUGUGUAUCAGACUGCAAUUGAUACUUUAUGUCAACUUGACAAAACUGUUUCACACCUCAAUAGUAAAGUGAAGAAACUAUUGUAAUGAAAGUUUUAUCUAGGCUGGAAUGUCUUAUGAAGGAAGUAAAAGUGUAUCAUAUAAGUACAUCUGGUGAAGAGCAAGUGUCUAGGAGCACUGUAGUACAUUCUAGAUGUCUAGUGUGAGAGAGCAGACAAAAAGUUAAGUUUCUUUAAGGAUAAGAUUUAGUUAUAUUUAUAAAUGAGAAUAUUGGACUUUUUUUUUCCUUUUAAUAAAUAAUGAAGUUCAUUACUGUAUCUUUUCUUUCUACUAGUAAUAUUUAAGGAGAAUGAAACUGGGUAUUUCUUUUUCCUUGUACAGAAAAAUGUGAUAAGUAUGCAUCUGUGGCUAGAGUUUAGACGGUCUAGACUGUGACUGGUCGAUUAAGGACUGGACAGAGACCAUGCACAAGUGGAGUGACUGUGAUGGUUUGCAAAGCAAGUGUAUGCUGUAUUUUUGGGCGACUACUCUUAUAUGAGACUUUUUCCAUAUGCGACACUUGUUGAUAAUGUGUAUAUUAGUGAGUCAUUGCUCAUGGAUGAAUGUUGUUUGAUAAAAAGGCUGAAGGAUAUUGCUAACAUAUGCCAAAUUUUAUAACAUAGCAAUGUUAGAUUUACCAAGUAUUUACAGUUACAGAACACAAAUGUUAACAUUGAGUUUAGUUUGGAGAAACUAUGGGAGUAACCUCGGUGAUGGUUUAUUUUUUGCUCAGGUACAAAGCGAAUAGUGAGGGUAUGUUACUACUGAUACUUUGAUGCAAGUUGGUGAUCAAGUGCAUUGUUGUUCUAUAUACCCUGAGGGGCAAAGAAGCAAGUAGUCAGAAUAUAGGUAGUAAGUAAUAUCAUACAUGAAAAUGGACCAAUUUAUUGGCUUAGUGAUAGUAAAAAUGUAUAUAAUAGGAUUUAUUCUUCAGUAAUAUAGGAAAUAACAGCUAACCAAGAGGAAACAGUGUUGUUAACUGUUUUUCAUAAACAAGUUCAUAUUGCAUAUGUUGAAAGUCAGAUGGCUGUUAUCUUUCUUUUCUCAUUGCAAUUCUUGUUAAUUAUUAUUCAGUCUCAUUCCCUUUAUAGUUUACUUUUUUGUUGCAUGGCCCUUAAGAGGGUUUUCUCGAAGUGAAGUGGUCUCCUGUUCUGAACCAUCAGUACAUUCAAUUAACACAGAACAUAUUUAAGAGGUUGUGUCAGUUUAAAUGAGCUGAUGUUUAUUACUGCAUGUCAGUUUGUACCAAAAAUGUGUACAUUAUUUCUCUCUGGAUAUGAACAAAUGCCUGUUUAUCAUUUCUUUAUACUUAGCUUCUUCUUGUUCAUAGCUUGUGAUUCUGUAAAAGGACUUCAUUCUUUAUACUGACUUUAAAGAUGAAAUGUCUAUUUAUGACUUCUCACUUGAAAUGGAAAACUACAGUGCAUGCAUUUUGUUAUCACAAAAUCACACAUGUUACAGAUAAUGAUCAUCCAGAGGAAGACACUUUAAACAUGAGAAUGGGAUGGGUUAUUUUGUAUUUUUCAAAAAUCAUCAGGAAUCAUCUUUUAUAUUUGUGCAUUCUUUAAAGCACAACCAACCAUCAUCUAUUUGCAGUUUAUUAUUGACUCAUGCAUUAGAUUUCCUCAAGUAUGAAGAGUUUAGUUAAAACAUUCAGUGCAUUUGGUAACUGUGUAUAAAUGCACUGGUAUCCACAAAUUGGGUUAAGUCAGAUUUGAAAAAUAAAAUGAUUUCAUUAUGCA